UGGCAGCGAGGGCGAUAGCGGUAACGAUCGUUCCAAAAUCUCGAUCGCAGUCCAGGGUUGGAGUCUGAUUGGAGAGCUCAUGAUCAUGGGGCUUGUGGAUCUGGUCACAGGGAGGAGGGGUCCGAGCGGCUUUGGAUCCUCCUCCACUGCCGAGGAUGUCACCAACGGAAUCGACGCCAGCAAUCUCACUAUCCUCAUCACGGGUGGCGCUAGCGGCAUUGGGGCCGAGGCAUCUCGUGUUCUUGCGAUGCGCGGCGCCAGGGUUGUGAUCGCCGCCAGGAAUCUCACCGCGGCGAGCGAGGUGAAGAAUGCGAUCUUGGCGGAAUAUCCCAAGGCCAGAAUAGAAUGUUUGAAGAUCGAUCUCAGCUCUUUGUCGUCGGUGAGGAGCUUUGCGGCGGAGUUCUUGGCCACGAAGCUGCCGCUCAACAUUCUCAUAAACAAUGCGGGAAUUAUGAUGAUUCCUUACGAGCUCUCUCCCGACGGCAUUGAAAUGCAAUUCGCUACAAACCAUCUGGGCCAUUUUCUUCUCACAAACUUGCUCCUGGACAAAAUGAAGGAGACCGCCAAGGAAAGUGGCAUCCAGGGAAGAAUUGUCAAUCUCUCGUCCAUCGCGCACAUCGCCUCUUACAGCGGUGGAAUCCAGUUCUCACACCUUAAUGACAAAGCCUGGUACUCCGACACUAGAGCAUACAGUCAAUCCAAGCUCGCGAACAUCCUCCACGCCAAAGAACUGGCAAUGAGAUUCAAGGCCGAAGGAGUUGACAUCACAGCCAAUGCUGUUCAUCCAGGGUUUAUAAUGACGCCUUUGAUGCGGCACACAUUCUACAUAAUGAGGGUUCUCAAGUUCUUCUCCAGCUUCCUUUGGAAAAAUGUGCCGCAGGGCGCUGCUACGACGUGCUACGCGGCUCUACAUCCAAGCCUCAAGGACGUCACCGGACAAUACUUCGUGGAUUCCAACAAAUCGAACUGUAGCGCUUAUGGCAGAGAUCCCGAGCUCGCUCACAAGCUAUGGACCUUCUCCCAGGAGCUUAUAGACAAGCAUUCUCCUUCCUAAAGGCAAAAGGCUGAUGGUGCUAGAGAGCGAGCGAGCGAGCAAACGAGGACAACUCGACAGUGGUUUGUGGAUAGACUGUAUUUACUCUUCUCGAAAGCUCGAGCUCGAGCUUGAUCAAAAGUAAGACGCGUUGCCUACA
Selaginella moellendorffii is the source of this 1193-nucleotide messenger RNA. Its product is annotated as short-chain dehydrogenase TIC 32, chloroplastic. The coding region runs from base 80 to 1054 and encodes 324 amino acids. Lineage: Eukaryota; Viridiplantae; Streptophyta; Lycopodiopsida; Selaginellales; Selaginellaceae. The transcript is spliced from 8 exons. The record is from RefSeq and is a predicted model, not a curated record.